UGAAUGAAAGAUCCGACACAGAGCUUUUUGAGAUGCAGAAAUCAGCUCGGUGUUGAGCAGCAAAUAACUCUCUUAAAUGUAUAAUCGUAUAGUUGAAUACGAUUAAGUAGAUUUAUCGGUCUAGUUAAGAAACUAGAUGAGAAACAUUUAGAAUGAACAGAUAGCUGGAAAUAGAUAGUUAAAGAAGGAAAAAUCUGCUAAUGACGCUAGAGUUUGUGAAGAGAUGAAGAUGUCCAGGAACGGAUCAGGUCUCCAGCCUCUCAAAGCUAUUGUUCCCUUCACGCUGCUCAAAGCAGCUGGAGCUGCCGUCAAAAAUAUCAAUCCAGGUGAUAGAACCCAAGCACAGUGCCGUUUGCAGACUCAGAUUCGGCGCACAGUAUCUUUGGAUGCGAUUGUGGGACCGUACUUGCAAGGCCAGUGGCCCAAAGAGGGCGACGAACACGACAGGGAAGAAAAAUCCACCCAGACACCACACGCUUGGUUAGCUGGAGCUGAAAAAACAGCUGUUGGAUUUCACAAACGUUCCGCAUCAUGGGGAAAUUCAGAAUGUCUUCAGGAUGGUACUGACGUAUGUGCAGAUUCAUUUUUCAGACUGAAACGACUGCAACAGAAGAAAAGGUCAGGCAUUCUGGUUGGCAAUCAAGAGAAACUGCACAACCAACAUCAGUCCCCUGCUCUAUUAAUCCCACCUGCGUCAUUGACUCGACUGUCGUCACGCUUGCGUCAAAGUGAAGAGAGACUAGAUCAGGAGCUGGAGAAAGUCUUCACACAUAAUUCAUCAGUUCACCACUGUGGACUGUAUGAGGUUCCUGACGGCCACAGGGCUCCUGUUCCACACCUGAGCUCCAGGAGUGGAUUUCAGAUUGGAUCUUCCCUUGUAGCUUCCCAUUCUUCUUCCUCAUCCACAUCUUACUCUCCACAGCGCCCUCUAGAACUCGACACUGUUGAGGAGGUCAGCUCAUGUAUCUUAAUGCUGUCCUCAUCACCACAACCCAAUAACACCUACUGCUUUCAGAGAGAUCCACCAGAGGGUUGUGAGAGAGUCCGAGUGUGUGAAGAGAACACCCUUCCAUGUUUGGACCACGUGUACAUGCUCUCCUGCCCCGACCCCAACAAAGUGAACUUCACCACACACACAGGCUCAGCCUUCUGCCCUGUCAAUCUCCCGAAGCCCCUCCUACCUCCAGUGGACUUCCUGAUCUGCAGCCUCUCAGUUUCUCCAGGGUCCUGCUGGGUGGGACAGUGAGGAGUUAAUAACAAAAGCAAAACCUGUAAAAGUGGCAUCUGUUACUCUGCAUGAGAGAGAUAGGGAAAAAAUAAAACACUCAGUACUUCACUUUUUAAUAUUG
Molecule: messenger RNA, 1349 nt
Organism: Carassius carassius (crucian carp)
Lineage: Eukaryota; Metazoa; Chordata; Actinopteri; Cypriniformes; Cyprinidae
Gene: fam117ab
Product: family with sequence similarity 117 member Ab
Exons: 8
Coding region: 224-1246 (340 amino acids)
Source: RefSeq, a predicted model, not a curated record